AUGACGAUCUUAUGUGGAGCAGGGACAGUUUUCAUGGACGGUACAUUUCGCAUUGUACCCCGGCUUUUCCUACAACUCUAUACCAUCCAUGCAUUCUUCAUGGGUCAAAUGAUCCCGUUCGUGUAUUUCUUGCUCCCGAACAAACAGGAAGCAACAUACCGCCGCAUGUUCUGCCUUCUCAAGGCUCUGGCUGCUUCCUUGGGUUUGUCAUUCAACCCAAGAGUCUUUCAACUCGAUUUCGAGGUAGCGACACUCAAGGCGAUUCGACGAGAGUUUUCCACAGCGGAUCUGAAGGGGUGCAACUUCCAUUUCCAACAGUGUUUAUGGAGGAAGAUUCAAGAACUCGGUUUGAGCCGGCAGUACAGAGAACCCGGAGUGAAAUGCUUUGUGCGAUCCAUUGGUGCUCUCGCCUUGGUGCCAUUGAGCUUGAUGGAUGAGGCUUGGUUGGAGAUCAACGCAGAGGCCCCGAGCACAGACCACCCCGCGUAUUCCAGCCUGGAAAACUUUAAGGAGUACUUCAUUCACACGUGGUUAGAGAACCCCUCGGUGUUUCCCCGCACCCUGUGGAAUCACUACGGGAAAUUCGAGUCCCGUACAACCAACCACGUUGAGGGUUGGCACCAAGCCAUCAAUACCGCGCUCGGGAAAAAGCACGGAAAUAUUUACGAAAUCAUCAGCCUCCUUCAGAGACAACAGCAGAAGUUCGAAGAAGACAUGCUCCAAUUGCGUAUGGGAGGAAAGCCGCCCCGUAAAAGCAAGAAGUUCGAAGAGCUAAACCGAAAACUCCGAGUUUUUGUAGAGCACUUCGAGACCAAUCAGGUUUCGUUGAUUCAGUAUAUUCAUAGCGUCGGGUUCAAUCUUUCUUUUUGA
This is a messenger RNA of Galendromus occidentalis (western predatory mite), 870 nucleotides long. RefSeq lists its product as uncharacterized. The transcript has a single exon. Lineage: Eukaryota; Metazoa; Arthropoda; Arachnida; Mesostigmata; Phytoseiidae. The coding region runs from base 1 to 870 and encodes 289 amino acids. The record is from RefSeq and is a predicted model, not a curated record.